Plutella xylostella (diamondback moth) is the source of this 1425-nucleotide messenger RNA. RefSeq lists its product as uncharacterized. Gene Ontology annotation, biological process: DNA catabolic process. The record is from RefSeq and is a predicted model, not a curated record. Gene Ontology annotation, cellular component: cytoplasm. Lineage: Eukaryota; Metazoa; Arthropoda; Insecta; Lepidoptera; Plutellidae. Gene Ontology annotation, molecular function: 3'-5'-DNA exonuclease activity; nucleic acid binding.
CUUGCCUUGCGCGUUUGUUUUGUAUUACAGUUUUUGUUGUACACUUUGUAGAGAGAAAGAGAUUGGUGAUAAAAUGGUUCAUGCAAGCAACCUUGUCCAGUGAAACUAUGCAUGUUAUGCAUUAUUUAGUAGAUAAAUAAUUUGUCUCCACCCGUGGCUCCCAUUCAACCUGCCUCGAGGUUGUAAACUAUGCCGCUAAUAGAAACGUAUGUAUUCUUCGACAUCGAAACAACUGGGUUUCCUUGGCAAGAGAGAAACGGAACAAAGAUUAUAGAGGCAAGUUUUGUCGCAGUACAGCGAAAAGAUGUUGAAAGGGCCAAUUUCGGUGACAUCCCACUGGCAAGCAAAUACACUUUUGUGUUAAACCCACUGAGGCCCAUACAUCCUCAAGUGACAGCACUAACUGGGCUGUCUAACCAAUCACUGGAACAUGCCCCAUUGUUUAUCGACAAGUUUAACAGCCUCAACACAUUUUUGGAUGAGCUUCCAAAGCCUGCAUGUUUGGUGGCACACAACGGCAACACAUUUGACUUCAAAAUCUUACUUGCUGAAUGUUCAGACAUCCAAACCUCAUUGCCCACAGAUCUACUAUGUGUUGACUCCUUGAUUGGGUUCCGGAAACUUCUUAAAGGCACUACAAUCGGGUAUAGUGACUUGAGACAAGUCAAUACAGAAUUAUUGACUGAUGAUGAAGACGAAGAUAACUGGCCAGACUUGAAUGUGAGUCGUGAAGAAUGGGAAGAGAUAGACGAAAUAUGUCUGUCCUUGUCAGAUAUAUCAUGUGAAGAUGUGAAUGAAGGAGACAGCUCCGACAAUGAAGAAACAAGGAGCAGAAUCAAUGCAAGAGAUGAAGUUAUCAAGAAUGUAUUUCGGAAAGGUGGAUUUCGUAGCUAUGUUCCAAAGAAUGAUGGUUCUAAAGGCAAGGAAAGUUAUACUCUUUCAGCCUUGUACAAGAGGCUUCUCAACAAAGAGGCUGUGAACGCUCACCGAGCUGAAGCAGACUGCAUCAUGUUGUUAGAGUGUGUUGUUGCAUUAAAAAAUGACUUCCUACCCUGGGCUGAUGAUGCCUGUAAACUGCUUAGUCAAGUCAAGCCACUCAUUAGGUAUUGAGCAUUGAGUAAUAUUUAAGAAAUCAUGUUUUAAGUAUAAAGUUUUAUAGUGGCCCUGAUUAUAUCUGUUCUAUUUUUAUAGUUUAUUAUGUAGUUUUUAAGAUCUUGACUGAAAAAAUAUUAUAAUUUUAAAAUUGUAUGCUAAAAUGAAUAGCUGGUGCUUCUUUUUCUAGGACCAAACGCAAAUUUAUUAUACUAUCCAGUGUAACUUUUCAGUUGUUAUUUGUUACUUCAAUGAAGUACCAUACUAUUAUAACCUAUAUAACUACCUAGGUAUGUAUGUACUUCAUUAAAUUAAACAAAUUGGACAUGACUA